AUGACGUAUGAGGAGAUACAAGAAAAAUACCCAGAAGACUUUGCAAGACGAGAUCAAGACAAGUUUCACUAUCGCUACAAAAGAGGAGAGUCCUAUGAAGAUAUUGUGAUUCGUUUGGAACCCGUUAUUAUUGAGCUAGAAAGAGAGCAAAACGUUUUGGUUGUAUGUCAUCAGGCUAUUAUGAGAUGUCUUUUGGGAUAUUUUCUCGAAGUAUCCAAGGAAGAAUUGCCUUAUAUAGCCGUGCCUCUGCACACGGUUUUCAAACUCACUCCUAUCGCUUACGGUUGUAAAGUCGAAAAGUUUCCACUUGGUAUUGGAGCGGUAAACACGCAACGUGAGCGACCGAAGAAUGUGCAGGUUGGCAGAAAAUCUGAAGACGCUUUGGUGACCGUACCACCACAUCGUAACUAA
Molecule: messenger RNA, 411 nt
Organism: Xenia sp. Carnegie-2017
Lineage: Eukaryota; Metazoa; Cnidaria; Anthozoa; Malacalcyonacea; Xeniidae
Product: 6-phosphofructo-2-kinase/fructose-2,6-bisphosphatase-like
Exons: 6
Coding region: 1-411 (136 amino acids)
Biological process (GO): fructose 2,6-bisphosphate metabolic process
Cellular component (GO): cytosol
Molecular function (GO): fructose-2,6-bisphosphate 2-phosphatase activity; 6-phosphofructo-2-kinase activity; ATP binding
Source: RefSeq, a predicted model, not a curated record